AUCUUGUGGUCUUGCCAGAAGAGUUGAAGUCGGAGUUGGUCUCUCAGAGACUGUACGACUGUCAAAGGGAGAACAGGUCGCUGAAAGGAAACCAUUACUGCUGCUGCUGCUGGUGGAGGGCUGUGUUCAUCGCUCCUAGAGACAUUUAAUCAUGAAAGGAUACAGCAGCUAAAACUUUAGUUCUAGCAGUGGGAACAAGAAAAGCUUGGGCCGAGUCACAAAGGAGAAGGCAAAGUUUUCAAGGAACUGGGACUCUGUUGCAAUCAGAGCAGAUGGGCGAGACGGAGGACGAGCGGACGGCUCAGGCCAGCCAGCUCUUUGAGAACUUUGUCCAGGCGUCCACAUGUAAAGGAACCCUGCAGGCCUUCAGCAUCCUCUGCAGACAGCUGGAGCUGGAUCCUUUGGACCACAGCAACUUCUUCAGCUCCUUGAAGGCAGCAGUCAGCUCCUGGAAAGUCAAGGCCUUGUGGACAAAAUUAGACAAACGGGCACAGCAGAAAGUGUACAACCAGAAUAAAGCCUGCCAAGGAACAAGGUGUCUGAUCAUCGGCGGCGGCCCCUGCGGGCUGCGAACGGCCAUCGAGUUGGCCCUGCUCGGCUGCAAAGUGGUGGUGAUCGAGAAGAGGGACACCUUCUCCAGGAACAACGUGCUCCACCUCUGGCCCUACACCAUUCAUGACCUCAGGGCUCUCGGGGCCAAAAAGUUCUAUGGAAAGUUCUGCGCCGGCGCCAUCGACCACAUCAGUAUCCGCCAGCUGCAGCUGAUGCUGCUGAAGGUGAGCCUGAUGCUGGGAGUGGAGAUUCACGUCAAUGUGGAGUUUGUAAAACUUCUGGAGCCUCCGGAGCAGCAAACGGAAGAUGGUCCUGGUUGGCGAGCAGAACUCCGGCCCUCCGAUCAUCCAGUCUCUGACUUUGACUUUGACGUGGUGAUUGGUGCAGACGGUCGCCGAAGCACAUUAGAUGGUUUCAGUCGCAAGGAGUUCAGAGGAAAGUUGGCAAUCGCUAUAACAGCCAACUUCGUCAACAGGAACACCACAGCAGAAGCUAAAGUUGAGGAAAUCAGUGGCGUCGCCUUCAUCUUUAACCAGAAAUUUUUUCUGGAACUUAGAGAGGAGACAGGAAUUGAUUUGGAAAACAUUGUUUACUACAAAGACAACACCCACUACUUUGUGAUGACUGCAAAGAAGCAGAGCCUGCUGGACAAAGGGGUCAUCAUAAAUGACUACAUAGAAACAGAGCGACUGCUGAACUCUGACAACGUUAACCAGGAAGCAUUGCUGUCGUACGCUCGUGAGGCUGCAGACUUUGGCACCAACUACCAGCUGCCAUCACUGGACUACGCCAUCAAUCACUAUGGGCAGCCAGACGUAGCCAUGUUUGACUUCACAUGCAUGUACGCAUCAGAGAAUGCCGCCCUGAUAAGAGAGAAACAUGGACAUGAGCUACUGGUUGCACUGGUGGGAGACAGUCUUCUCGAGCCCUUCUGGCCAAUGGGUACUGGUUGUGCUAGAGGCUUUCUAGCUGCUUUCGACACUGCUUGGAUGGUGAGGGGCUGGGCACAGGGAAAGAGCUCUUUGGAGAUACUGGCAGAGAGGGAGAGCAUUUACCGUCUGCUUCCUCAGACCACACCGGAAAACAUCAGUAAAAACUUUGAUCAGUAUACAAUUGAUCCUGCUACCCGAUACCCGAACCUGAACUCCAGCUGUGUACGUCCUCACCAGGUGCGUCACUUAUUCAUUGAUGGUCAUUCGGGUCUGGUUGAAAAAGGAGGGCUGUCACAAAGACCAGUUAACCUCUCUAGAAAAGAAUCUGAGGUGCGACCUAGUCGACUCCUAACCUGGUGUCAGAAUCAAACUCAGGGAUACAGGGGAGUGGAUGUCACCAACCUCACAUCAUCCUGGAGGAACGGUCUGGCCCUGUGCGCCCUCAUUCACCGGCAGAGGCCUGAACUCAUUGACUUUGACUCCCUGAACGAGGAGGAUGUGGCGAGGAACAACCAGCUGGCGUUUGAUGUGGCUGAGCGCGAGUUCGGCAUCCAGCCGGUGACUACAGGAAGGGAGAUGGCUGGCAGAGCUGAACCAGACAAGCUGCUGAUGGUCCUCUACCUCUCCAAGUUCUUUGAGGCCUUCAGGAAGUCAUCGCUGAACAACAAUGUCCCCAAGGAUCCAGAUGAAAAUGGUGAAGAACAUCCACCUAAAUCCAACCACAAGGUGCUGAACCUGCCUCUGCCCAGGAAGAGGAUACCCAGGGAUGAGAAGAAAGCAGAGGACGACUCUGUUAACAAACGGAGACGGAAAGGAAGCGGCUACCUCACAGAGUUGUCCUGCCAUAGUGCGCCACCUGCCGGUGACGAUGGAGAGCUGCGGGAGAACAAGGUCCGCUCCAUGGCAACUCAGCUGCUGGCCAAAUUUGAGGAGAACUCCUCAAUAGCAAAGGUGCACACCAAGUCCAAGGACCCAUCUUCUCCUCCCUUUUCUCCUCCUUUGUCUCCUUCCACCACCUUUCCAUCUUCAGAUGAGGAGGAAGAGGAGGAGGAAGAAAACCCCCGUUUUGCUAAACCCAAAUAUAUCCAACCUCUUUCUCCUCUUCCUCCAUCUCGUCCCAAAUGGCAGGUAUUGCCUCGUAUCUCCCUGUAUUUAAAAAGAAAAGGGUUCAUUCUGUGUGAACUCAUCCUCUCCUCAUCCUCCUGUUUCCAGCCUUCAAUCUACCUUCGGUUGCUGGAGAAUCCCAGUUCUGUUUCUCAGCAGACCAGUUUCCUCUCUUCUAAUUUAUAUUUUGAUCAGAGCAGCCAAAGUCGUUCUCCAUCGCCCUCGCACUUUCAGAGCCCUGUAAGUGUUUCUGGCUCUGAACUUUGUCACACAGAAAACUCCCCAAACCGUCCUACCCGUGUGUCUGAUCUGUCCGCUUCGGACUCUGAUCCGUCAUGUGAUGCACCUGAGCAGAAGACUAAAAAUCAGAGGUUGUCGACUAGAGAAUUUUCACGCAGGAGUAUAAAAGAGAGAGCUGUCCUCCUGUCCACCAUGUUUCAUGGGUCCAACAAACCACCUGCUCCUCCGUCUGUUUCACAGGUGGAGUCAUCUACCUCCUCCUCUCCUUCCACACCAUCGCCUCCUCCUCCUCCUCUGACUCUAUCUAAAAGCUCCACCAUGUUCCCUGUGGUCCACCCUGUUCCUGAUCCUGUCGCUCAGACCUGUUUCACCUCUGAACCUAAAGUGACCUCCUCUCCUCUGUCCUGCUCUGAAUCUGAACAAACUGAGCAAAACUCUUCUUCUCGUCCUGAUACAUUCACAUCCAGCAACAAAACAUGUUCUUCUGCGUCUUCGUCUUGCGUCAGUAGAAAUUUCGAGAGGACGAAAAGGGUGGAAAAUGAGCAGCAGAGUUUAAAACAAGCUGAGAAGGAUCCCACUAAGUGCACUGCAGCCUGUGAGGGAGAGCGCACCAGAAGAAGUAAUCCAAAAUCAAUUGUUCGCUCUGAGAGCUGUCCCUCUGGAGCUCCUAGUUACAGUAAAGAGCGAGUAGUUGGAAAGGUAUCAUCAGCAAUAGAGGCUAAAGCUCAGAAACUGGCCGUCCUUUAUGAGACAGACCACAGGCCCAAUGCCGCACCGUGUGUGGUGCGUAAAGAUUUCCCUCCUGGACUCGGCGGCAGCGACAUCUGCCACUUCUGCUCCAAACGGGUAUACGUGAUGGAGAGGCUCAGUGCUGAAGGCUACUUCUUCCAUCGCGAGUGCUUCCGCUGCGACGUCUGUAACUGCACCCUCCGUCUGGGUGGACACACAUUUGAUUCACAGGAGAGAAAGUUUUAUUGCAAGAUUCACUAUGCCCAGCGUCAAUACAACACCAGCUGGGGCAGGUUCAGAAGAACGACGGAAAACCUAAGCCACCUGAAACCCUCGUCUGUGGACAGCGGGAUCAGUUCAGCCGCAUGCGCCGUCCAACCCGCAGGCGAGGCAUCCAGCAUGCAGUCAGAUCAGCUGAGAAAAGAUCUGAAACCAUUUCCUGAGGAUACAGAAAUGGGUGUUGAUGCUCUGGAGGCUUCCUGCAUCGUCGGACCUAAAAAGGGAGAAGGUGCCGGAGCCAGAAGCCAGGAUGGCCUCAAAGGUCACGCUAACACAAAACAUAAUAAUCGAUGGAAACGAAAGAUUCGAGCAACAUUCCCUCUGAUCUUCAUCAAGCACUUCCGCUCAAGACCAGAAACUGUUCCUGAAGUUGAUUCUGACUUUGAAGAAAUCACUUCAACUGAGACAUGCAGUGAGCCAAAACCAAAAGCAGAUACACAGACUCUGCCUGAGGAAAGUAAGAAGAGUGAUGAGCCACUAGCUGCAAAAAAAUCAGGUUCCAGCACAUCGGCUCCUCGGAGGCGGCUGCUGCUAUCCCAGCCUGAAAGAGAGAGGCUUCUGAACUGGGAAGAGGGUCUGAAUCCUGAAAACACUCCCAUUGACAGCAGCACGACAAACAUUUCUCAGCUUAAAAAUCAGGUGCAAGCAGAAGCAGAUAAGCCUCUGUCCAACUCGAGCCAGAUCAGAACAGCAAGUCGGAGCCAGAAGCCAGCAUCUUCUUCCUCUGCUUUCCAGGUCAUAGCUAACGCCGUCAGGAGGACCUUUAGUGGGAUCAGUGAACCCAGCAGCUCCAAGGCUGCUGUUGUAAUGAGACACAAACGUAAUGUUCUUCGUAAACAAAGGCCCAUGUCUGAAGGCGCAUCUGAUUUCGGCUCACUGUUCAGCCAUGAAGACUCUGGGUCAUCGGCAGCGGAGAGGAGAACGAGCAUGAGUGGUGUCCAGUGGGCUUCUGUGGGGACAGAUCCGUGGGGCGAGGGGCGAGACCUGCCGUCCUUAUUGCAGCAGGUGUCCCUAAAAAGUCGAAGGGACUCUGAAGGGCCACCGGACGAACUUUGCUCUCUGCCCCGUAAAAGGGUAGAUUUGUUUUCAUCUCUUAGGCUCAGGAAGAGGGGCCUAUCAGAGAGUGAAGGGAAGGAGCAGGAAGCUCAAAAGGAAAUUAAGACAUUUCUGUCCAACCUGAAAAACAAAACCUCUAGUGAACAGAGUUUGGAAGAACUGUCCUCAAGUGGGGAUGAAAAUGAGAACCUGACGUCCACCAACAAGCUGUCCUCAGACCGAUUAAAGGAAAAGCAAGAAAAGACUGCGGCCCAGCAGGCCAAACGAGAACAACUGAAGAGGCUUCAUCGAGCUCAGAUAAUCCAGAGACAGCUGGAGGAGGUGGAGGAGAAACAACGCGAUCUGGAGGAAAAAGGAGUGCGAAUAGAGAAGAUCAUCAGAGGAGAAGAUUCUCAUCAGACUGACGAGCGUGACGAAGCCCAGCUCUAUCAGGCCUGGUUUGAGCUCGUCCUGGAAAAGAAUUGGUUGGGGCGCUACGAGUCAGAACUCAUGAUCUUUGCCCAAGAUCUCGCGCUGGAAGACACACAAAGCCGGCUGCAACAAGAUCUAAGACGGCGAAUGUCAGUCGAAGAUACAAACAAAAGCGCCUCCGAGCUGCAAAAGGAGAUGGAGAUCCUGGCUGAAAUGAUGAGGACGGUAGAGAAACGGGAUAUGCUAGUCUCCAUAUUGGAGGAGCAGAGAUUGAAGGAGAGGGCGGAGGACAAGGACCUGGAAAGCCUGGUGCUGUCCAGGGGUUACGAGUUUCACUGGGCUUAAGGGAGCAACACUCGGGGGCAGGAGAAGCUUGAAUGAUUACUGGUUGUUGAUGAUGUUGAGCCAACCGUGUGAAUUUCUAGUUUGCAUCCACCCUUUUUUUACGGUUUAAAUCUGGCUGUGGCGUAGAUGCACAUAUUUUGACAGGUGAGGACGUUUUUUCAGCGUAAGAAAGCUUAAUUUCAUUUGGUUUUCUUACUGUGUGUAAUUUUGAGACUAAUAAGGAACAACAUUCAGCUUAAAACAACUUUGCCAAUGAGGUUGUUUUAUAUUUACCUAUAACUAUAUAUACAACAAACUCUGGAUGACUGCUUUAGGCUGCUUCCAGGCUUAACUAUAAAUGUAAAACUUCACUGGAGACCACAAGACUUGACACUUUAUUGAGAUUUUUAUACUUUGCACUGUGUAAAGAGUUAGAACAGAUGUUGAUUUCAGAAAUAUCUUGUGUACAAAUAAUCUUUUGUCACUUUGUGUGCUGCUGUGCAUCUGACUGUAAUUCCUUGUGAAAACGUGAUCCUGUUAUUUUCUUUUGUGCUUGGAAAAAAAGAAAAAACGGAAAAAAAAGAAAAGUAUUUACACCCUGACAAAGACACAAGAGACACGGCUUCUUCCUAAACCUCUGAGGCAAAGUCUCAGGGUGUGAAACCGAUACGCUCCUGGAUGAAACUGUCCUGUCAUCUUCUAAAUCAAAAUCCACCAGGCAAUUUUGUGGAAGGAGCUCGUGUGUCUUAAAUUUAGAUAUUCACCGUUUCCCGUUCUAUCAGUAGUUUUGUCCUACUGCGACUGCUUUUUGUUUGCCAAUGGCUUCAUCACACUCUUAGAGCUUCAGGUCUACAUACAUAUAGGAAUAUGAGUGAUAUGUUUACACUUUUAGUCCUGGAACAAGUCAUGACUCUGGCAUUUCAUUUUUUUGAGAAUAUUUUCCAUGUGCUGUGAAUUAAAUAAUUAAUCUAUAUUUCGUGUCUAAUUAAAGUUGUGUCAGGGUUCUUUGUUUUGUUUUGAGUGGGGCAAAUGGGUGACAUUUCUUCAAUAAAAAUACAGUUUGAAUACUGUUGAAAUGA
This is a messenger RNA of Poeciliopsis prolifica (blackstripe livebearer), 6706 nucleotides long. It is a transcript of the gene mical2b, whose product is annotated as microtubule associated monooxygenase, calponin and LIM domain containing 2b. The coding region runs from base 273 to 5648 and encodes 1791 amino acids. The transcript has 36 exons. The record is from RefSeq and is a predicted model, not a curated record. Gene Ontology annotation, molecular function: protein binding; FAD binding. Lineage: Eukaryota; Metazoa; Chordata; Actinopteri; Cyprinodontiformes; Poeciliidae.